Messenger RNA from Brugia malayi, 255 nucleotides. RefSeq lists its product as uncharacterized. The transcript is spliced from 3 exons. Bases 1 to 255 code for a protein of 84 amino acids. The record is from RefSeq and is a predicted model, not a curated record. NCBI's taxonomy places the organism in Eukaryota, Metazoa, Nematoda, Chromadorea, Rhabditida, Onchocercidae.
AUGAGCAUGGAGUAUGUAGAAAAAUUUGUAAGAAAUCAAGUGAGAACUGCACCUGGAGCCUUUCUUUGUAUCCGUUAUUUUUUGAUGGAUGUAAACAUUCUCAGAAUUUUCCAUUGUAACAAGACUAGAAAUUGUUCGCAAACAUUGAGACAACAUCAGCUGUGCCUUAUUGAAAACAUUAGCUACGAUAAUUCAUCAGACGCUUUUUCCGUGCGACUUAAACUUUAUCGAUGUCGAAAAAUGCAAACUAUGUAA